Messenger RNA from Cladophialophora immunda, 2560 nucleotides. RefSeq lists its product as uncharacterized. The record is from RefSeq and is a predicted model, not a curated record. NCBI's taxonomy places the organism in Eukaryota, Fungi, Ascomycota, Eurotiomycetes, Chaetothyriales, Herpotrichiellaceae. The transcript has 2 exons. The coding region runs from base 658 to 2418 and encodes 586 amino acids.
AUAUAUUCAACAUAGCGUCUUCUUCUCUCACGACGAUUGCAUUGCCUGUGCAAUACGGACUCCGGAAAUUGUCAUUGGGGAUUGGAGGGAGAGAUUUGUGCCUCGGCUCAGGAGAAUGGGUCGUGCUUGGACAUGGUGAGAUGUGGAGGGACAGGAAAGGACAGCCAAAAAAAACUCGCCGGCUCGGUGGCACCACAGAAGACUCUGUUGGCAGUGAUUUCGGUUGUUCAUGAGAAGUGAAAGGAACAUGCGCCAAGAUGAGCUAAUACUCUGCCGUACGGACCCCUUUCUACUACGGUAGAGCAUAUAGUCAAACUCGGCUGGAAACCAUCAUGGUGAGUUGUGAGUUACCUGUCAUUAACCUGAACGAGUGAGAACAGGUGAAACUGCACUCAGUGGUUGCAGAGGCUGCCAUUACUGUUACAUACAGGCCAUGUCUAUCACGUCUCUCACAACCUUUGUGUCGCAUGAUAACAGCGGGCAUCUCAGAAAUGGGCUCCAGGCCUACACCCGGCCUCAUGCUACAGCCAGAGUAUUACACAGGACAGUACCAGACUAUUUGAGAACUGGUCUGCUCCAGCGGGCCGCUUCUACGGCUUUCAGAGCCGAUCAGCUUGUCUUAGUAUCCCUUUCCAUCCGACAAAAGAAGGGCAGAGAAUGCUGCUGGUUGGGCCUGGUCGCGUCGCGUUCCACUACAUGCAAGGAAUGCCGUACCCGUGCCUCAACAAUGGAGCCGAAACAAUAACAGGUAGGAAUUUGUGCCAUGGACUAAACCUUCGGGCACUGUCUAUUCGCUGCACGAGGUUGAAAAUUUCCCUGCCUACACUGAAUUCGCAGUCCUCGGGUCUUACAAUGGCCUCUUCACUAUGGCCUAUGAGAAGCUCGGAAAGAAUCUACAUGGCUCUUCUACUUCUCUGUCUCUUUUACAUAUUCCUAUCCAGCCCUAUAUUGAAACAUGCCGAGUCAAUCGUCAAGCCUGCCUGGAAAGCUCCUACGAUCAGCGAUAUCAGCGAAUCUUCAGACCUUGGGAUUGAGGAGACAGUCACGUUGGAGGGAGAAUCUUCACAUGAUUUCGGUGAUGACAUUGACGAACAUACCACUGCUGCUGUUACGGUCGACCCUGGAGAAGAGAAGGUUUCCUUGCCGUCCGUACCUACAGCGGCAGAUUUGGAUGAAUCACGAAUGGGUGCGGUAGGGCCAUACAUCGCGGCCAUAAUGGACCCAAGGGAUACACACUUCGAUCGGCUUCAAUGUCCACGGCCUCUCAAGGACCGAUACAAGAUGUUGCGGCAGAGAGAGAGCCUCCCGUACGAUAUCCACCAACCACAGAAACGGUUCUUUUUUGCACUCAAUCUGUACCAGUGUGCUUAUGUGCUACCACGGCUUCUUGGCUCGGUUGUGGAAGCAAUGCGCUUUCUCGGCCCGGAAGACUGCGUUCUAUCCAUCGUCGGCGGCCGCUCCGACGACGGCACAACAGAGAUACUGGUGGCGCUAAAGGAUGAAGUCGAGGGUUUGAACGCAACCUACUACUUUGGGACGAGCGACAUUGACCCCUUGAAAAGUGGCAAUGAUCGGGUGACGGAGCUCGCAAAGCUUCGGAAUCUGGCGCUGGCUCCGCUCAUCGCUCAACACGAAGAGUAUGCAAGAGAUACCUCCGUUAUUUUCUUAAAUGACGUGUCAAUCUGCACAGAUGACAUCUUGGAACUCAUCUAUCAGAAACAACACCAACGAGCCGAUAUGGUUUGUGCCAUGGAUUGGAACAACAAUGGAGACACUUUCUAUGACUCUUGGAUAGGUCGCAGCAUGAAUGGAGACUUGUUUGUGGAGGUUCCCCAGAGCGGAUCAUUUGAAUUCUCGCAUAACCUGUUCUGGAAUGACAGGAAGGCGCGCUCUCAUAUUGAUGAUAAGCUACCGCUUCAAGUCUUUGCUUGCUGGAACGGGGCCGUGGUCUUCCAAGCGGAGCCUUUACUGUCGCAUAGCAUCAGGUUUCGGGCUGCUUACAAAGGUGAAUGCUAUUCUGGCGAGCCGACCUUGUUCUGCAAAGACCUGUGGACUCUGGGGCAUGGCCGGAUUGCUGUUAUUCCCAGCGUCAACGUUGGGUACAAUGAUGAUCAGUCUCGAGGAGUAAAGGCAAAGCACGGAUACGCUUCCGGGAACGUCCAACAGACAGAACACGACAUGGGACUGUCAACAGAAAUCGACUGGAAGAAAUCACCUCCUCAGCUUGUCAAGUGUCAGCCAGAUUGGACGCAUUCUUCGUGGGCACCGUGGGAUGAGGCGGCCGGGGACCAUGUUCCCUUCGACUGGUCGCGAUCUGGAUAUUUCAACGCCAAAAAGCCCUUUGAUAAGGAUCUUGAGUUUGAGAAAGAUGGCAAAGAUGGAGCCGUUGGCAUCGGACGUUGGAAACGAUGGCUGUAGCAUUGCAGCUUAGAGUCCCAGCGACUAAAGCGAGAAUUAGGCGUUCAGGAUUCCGGCAUGAAGAUUGAGGCGAACGAAGCUACAGGCUUCGCUCUUUGCAUUGUUUGUUCUUGGGUGUAGAAAUUAGAACGACGGAAGCGGC